Messenger RNA from Dentiscutata erythropus, 528 nucleotides. Lineage: Eukaryota; Fungi; Glomeromycota; Glomeromycetes; Diversisporales; Gigasporaceae. The record is from the annotation of a GenBank genome assembly.
AUGAAUAUGAAAAUUACAUACUUCGUUCUUGUAUUAACUUUACUCUUUAUUACCAUCAAAGAGUUAACUGCUGCAAGAAUUCCUCAAAAUUCUCAAAGAGAUGUUAAUCCUUUGCUUAAACGUGGUGAUGAUAAGAAGAAAUGUUAUGAUUAUGUCGUUGCAACAGCAGAAUUUGAUGAUGACAAUGGUGUGACCGGUCUUGUUACUCUCUCUCAAGACGAUCAAUGUGAUAAAACCUUUGUCGAUGGCCUUUUCUCAAGAGGCUUUGAUAAUCCAGAUAAAAAUUGUUAUGGUCUCAUUCUCGAAGAUUGUGAUGGAAAUGUUGCCUAUAAUUUGACAGAAGAAUUAUGCUUUGAUGGCCAUGGUGGUACUAAACCAUUUCAAGAUUAUAUUCACUUUGAUCUUUUCGAAUUUUUAUACGGUAAAGGUGGUAAGAGAAAACGUCAAGCUGGACCUACUCUUGCUGUUACAAAUGGUGCUCAACCUAUAACCAGCACCACUGUCACUCCUAAAGCGCCUGCGAGUUAA